ACCAUUGCUUUAUGAAAGAACAACAAAAAGAAAAAAAGAAAACCAUUGCUUUAUGGUGGUGACAAAGUAAGGUUUGUUUCAUCAAAAAGAUGGUGGCACCCAUUGCUGUUUCUUCUCCAAAGUCCACACUUUUGCAGAACCCCAUCUGUUUUGGUGACUCAAGUUCAAGUUUUGUUGGGGGGUCUUUGAAGGGUCUUUGCUUCAAUCUGAAACGAAGGCAACAAAGAAGAGAAUUGACCAAUUUGGUUGUUGCUUCAUCCACCUCAAGUGUUACAAAUAGCAAUGCUAGUGGCAGGUUUUACUUCAACAUCACUGGUUUUCCUUUCCCACUUGGUCCUUUUCUCAAUAGGCGCACUAUUAGGACUGAGGCUGUGAAGGAUUGUAUAUGGCUAUUCGAACAAGAGCAGGCAUUAGGCUUCAGCAGUGUUUCCACAAACAUUAGAAUGACAGUUAUCAAACUCAAAUCUGGGGGCUUAUGGAUCCAUGCACCCAUUGCUCCAACUGAUGAGUGUAUUCAGCUUAUUAAAGAAUUGGGGGCUCCAGUUGAAUAUAUUGUUCUCCCUACUUUUGCUUAUGAGCACAAAGUAUUUGUUGGUCCAUUUUCUAGAAAAUUUCCCCGUGCUCAGGUAUGGGUGGCACCAAGGCAAUGGAGUUGGCCAUUGAACUUACCAUUAGAAUUCUUCGGCAUUUUUCGUGCUAAAACCUUGGAAGAUGAAGAUUUAUCUGCUCCUUGGGCUGGUGAAAUAGAGCAAAAGAUUCUAAGCUCACCAGAAGUUGGAAUUGGACCUUAUGUGGAGGUAGCUUUCUACCACAAACCUUCAAAAACACUAUUGGUGACAGAUGCUGUUAUUUUUGUCCCAAGACAGCCACCUGAGUGUAUAAGCAAAGAAUCCUUAUUAGCAUCAGCAAAAAAUGGCUUGGCUGUUAAACUUCUUAGUAAAGGAAAGGAGGUACCUGACGAGCCAGUAGUUGACGACAAAAGGAACCGACAAAAAGGAUGGGAAAGAAUGGUUCUACAGAUCUUGUUUCUUGGUCCAUCGAACCUUUUAGAACCUAAUGCAAGCUUUGAACAGAUGUCACAAAAGUUGAUUGUUUCACCUAUUGUGAAGACUCUGGUCUUCAGUAAAGUUCCUGAGAAGGUUAGAGAGUGGGUUGAUAGCAUUUCGCGAGAUUGGAGGUUCAAGAGAAUAAUCCCUGCUCACUUUGCUGCUCCAAUAAGUGCAAGUAGGUCUGAUUUCAGGGCUGCAUUUGCAUUUUUGGAUGAGUUUUUGGGGGAAAGUAAUGCUGCAUGGCCUUCACUUUCCCUUCUCUUCUCAUCAAUCAUGGGAAAGGCAGCCAGCUAUUUUCCUCCGGAUGACAUGAGGACCCUAUCAUCCCUUGACCAGUUUUUGGUGUCUGUUGGUGCUGUGAAAAAAACUGUUUCAGGCAGGAAAAGGUGAGAUGAGAGGUGCAUCACAACUUGGCCUUGCCAAUACUUGUUAACUUUUCAAAUGUAAAAUAAGUAUAAUUUUGUUACAUUAGGAGCUCGAUUCUUAAGGAAAAUGUAAAUGUUGUUUGACAUUGGACUACAUAUACAUGUUGAGGAAACAAGGAAAUGUUUUACAUGGAAAGAUCUUUGAGGCAUAAGUGAGGGGGUAUACAUGAA
This is a messenger RNA of Glycine soja, 1645 nucleotides long. RefSeq lists its product as uncharacterized. The record is from RefSeq and is a predicted model, not a curated record. Bases 90 to 1439 code for a protein of 449 amino acids. The transcript is spliced from 6 exons. Lineage: Eukaryota; Viridiplantae; Streptophyta; Magnoliopsida; Fabales; Fabaceae.